Molecule: messenger RNA, 4498 nt
Organism: Carassius auratus (goldfish)
Lineage: Eukaryota; Metazoa; Chordata; Actinopteri; Cypriniformes; Cyprinidae
Gene: trpm5
Product: transient receptor potential cation channel, subfamily M, member 5
Exons: 26
Coding region: 97-3735 (1212 amino acids)
Biological process (GO): calcium ion transmembrane transport
Cellular component (GO): plasma membrane
Molecular function (GO): calcium-activated cation channel activity; ligand-gated calcium channel activity
Source: RefSeq, a predicted model, not a curated record
CAUCAUAAACCCUCCGAUUCACUUCCUGGUGACACUCUAGAGCUGCCCAAGCUUGUAGUGGCCUAGAGGAUCACAGAGCAAAGCCAACAUCCAGAUAUGCUGGGGCAUCAGGAUACUCCUCUGGGUAUGUUACGGCAGGGCAGGAGGUGUCUGCGAUGUGGGGAACUGUUGAUUGAGUCCCAAGAGCACGGUUCUCAGCUGGGAUGUCAGUGUUACACCCCGCUUACAGAGUCUGUUAUUCAAAUGAGCGAGAAGGGCGAUGAGAGGUUUGAUAAACCCCAAUGGAUGCCCGGACGUUUGGGAGAUAUUGAUUUUGUUGGAGUCAGUCGGACCAGGGGCAAGUUUGUCAGGGUAACCAGCUCCACAGAUCCAGCUGAAAUCUACCAGAUGUUGACUAAGCAGUGGGGUCUGGCCCCUCCUCAUCUGGUGGUGGCAUUGAUGGGAGGUGAUGAACUGGCACAGAUGAAGCCCUGGCUGAGGGACACACUUAGGAAAGGCCUUGUGAAGGCAGCACAGAGCACAGGGGCAUGGAUCCUCACCAGUGGUUUGCGUUUUGGCAUCACCAAGAACCUGGGUCAGGCUGUAAGGGACCACUCUCUAGCGAGCACUUCCCCUAAGGUGAGAGUGGUGGCUAUUGGAAUUGCUCCCUGGAACAUGAUUCAGAACAGAGAUCUUCUGCUGGCUGCAAGGCCUGAUCAUCCAGCACAAUAUCCAUUUGAGGAUCUUCCGCACGGUGCAGUGUACUCUUUGGACUGCAAUCAUUCUCAUUUCAUUCUGGUGGACGAGGACCCACAGAGACCUGGAGCCACUGGUGAGAUGAGAGUCGAGAUGCUCAAACACAUCUCUCUGCAGCGCACAGGAUAUGGGGGAACAGGCAGUAUAGAAAUCCCUGUCUUAUGUCUUCUGGUUCACGGAGAGCCAAGGAUAUUGCAGAAAAUGUACAAGAAUAUUCAGAAUUCAAUACCCUUGCUGAUUUUAGCUGGCUCAGGAGGAGUCGCGGAUAUUUUAGUGACCCUGAUGGACAGAGGUUGCUGGGAUGCUGACAUGGUCCAAGAGCUGUUGUUAAACACCUUUACCAAUGGCCUACACAGCAGUGAAAUCCUUUCUUGGAUCAAACUGAUCCAGAGAAUAUUGGACCACGGUCACCUGCUGACAGUUCAUGACCCAGAGCAGGACUCAGAACUGGACACAGUAAUUCUCAAAGCUCUGGUUAAAGCUUGUAAGAGUCAAAGUCAAGAAGCACAGGACUUUCUGGAUGAGCUGAAACUGGCUGUGGCCUGGAAUAGGGUGGACAUUGCUAAAAGUGAGAUCUUCAGUGGAGACAUAGCAUGGAGUGCUCAGGACCUGGAGGAGGUGAUGAUGGAAGCAUUGAUAAAUGACAAGCCUGACUUUGUGCGUUUGUUUGUGGAUAACGGCGUGAACAUAAAUGAAUUCCUAACUUACGGCCGUCUUCAGGAACUCUACUGUUCUGUUUCUGAAAAAAACCUCCUUCACACCCUGCUCCUGAAAAAGCAUCAGGUUCAUAUGGCCAACAAACGGAUGUCAGGACACCCUCACACUGAACCCGGUGACCGCAGGCCUCGUUUCACCUUCCAUGAGGUCUCCAAAGUCCUCAAAGACUUUCUUGAUGACACCUGUAGGUGUUUUUACCAAAAACUUCCAGCGGAGAGGAUGGGGAAAGGCCGGCUUUUCCACAGUCAGAAAAACCUCCCAGACAUGGACCGUCGUUGUGAUCACCCUUGGAGAGACCUGUUCCUUUGGGCUAUCCUGCAAAAUAGGCAGGAAAUGGCAAACUACUUCUGGGCAAUGGGCCCGGAGGCCGUGGCAGCUGCUCUGGUGGGCUGUAAGAUAAUGAAGGAGAUGGCCCAUCUGGCUACUGAAGCAGAGACAGCUCGCAGUAUGAAGAAUGCUAAAUACGAACAGUUUGCUAUGGAUCUGUUCAGUGAGUGUUAUUCAAACAGUGAAGACAGAGCCUAUUCACUCCUGGUGAGGAAAACAUGCUGCUGGAACAAAGCAACGGUCCUGAAUCUCGCCACUUUGGCAGAUGCCAAAUGCUUUUUUGCUCAUGAUGGUGUCCAGGCCCUGCUGACCAAAGUCUGGUGGGGAGCCAUGAGAACAGACACUUCCAUCUCUAGACUCUUGCUCACGUUCUUCAUGCCGCCCCUCGUUUGGACCAACCUCGUCAAGUUCAAUGCAGAGAAGAAAGUGAGCAAAGGUGAAGGAGAGCCGUUUGAAGAGCUGGACAGUUUGGAAACAGAGCAGGCCUUGUUACUCACAGAAGAGGACCCAGCUGCUGCUGAAGGUGGUGGUGAUUCUGCAGUGCGGAGCUGCAGUGCAGCUUUCAUUUAUGUGAUGCUGCAGAAGUGGAAUCGUUUCUGGAGCGCUCCGGUCACUGUGUUCAUGGGGAAUGUCAUCAUGUACUUCGCCUUCCUCAUUCUGUUCAGUUACGUGCUCCUUUUGGACUUCAGGCCUCCACCGCCACAUGGCCCGUCUGCAGCUGAAAUUAUCCUCUACUUCUGGGUCUUUACCCUUGUGUUGGAGGAAAUCCGUCAGAGUUUCUUCACGGAUGAGGACAUGAGUAUUUUUAAGAAGAUGAAGCUGUAUGUAGAGGAUAACUGGAACAAAUGUGACAUGGUGGCCAUCUCUCUUUUCGUGGUUGGAUUGUCAUGCAGGAUGGCCACGAGCACAUAUGAGGCUGGUCGUACUGUUCUUGCUUUGGACUUCAUGGUUUUCACCUUAAGACUCAUUCACAUUUUUGCCAUCCAUAAGCAACUCGGGCCUAAAAUCAUCAUUGUGGAGAGAAUGAUCAAAGAUGUGUUCUUCUUCUUGUUCUUCCUGACCGUGUGGCUGAUAGCGUAUGGAGUGACGACACAAGCCCUUCUGCACCCCGAUGAUCCACGCAUCGACUGGGUCUUCCGCAGGGCACUGUACCGCCCAUACCUCCAUAUAUUUGGACAGAUUCCUCUGGAGGAAAUAGAUGCGGCAAAGAUGCCAGAUGAUAACUGCACCACUGAUGUGCAGGAGAUCAUCUCAGGCACUCUGCCUCCCUGCCCAAACAUCUACGCCAACUGGCUGGUCAUCCUGCUGCUCGUCAUCUAUCUGCUGGUCACAAAUGUGCUGCUGCUCAACCUUCUCAUUGCCAUGUUCAGCUACACCUUCCAGGUGGUGCAGGAGAAUGCAGACAUCUUCUGGAAGUUCCAGCGUUAUAACCUGAUUGUUGAAUACCACAGCCGGCCGGCGUUAGCUCCGCCCUUCAUCAUCAUCAGCCACAUCUCUCAAGCUCUCCUCAGCCUCGUCAAAACUACAGAAACCAAGCAGGAUCUGCUGGAGAGGGAACUAUCGGCUGGACUGGACCAGAAGCUGAUGACAUGGGAGACGGUGCAGAAGGAGAACUACCUGGCUGAGCUGGAGCAUGAGCACAGGGAGAGCAGUGCAGAGAGACUACGAUACACUUCCUCGAAGGUACAGAGUUUGCUGAGGAUGGUUGGGGGUUAUAAGGAGCAAGAAAAGCGCCUGGCUACGGUGGAGACUGAGGUGAGGUACUGUGGAGAGGUGCUGUCUUGGAUUGCAGAGUGUUUCCACAAAAGUACUCUGAAGUGUGACAGAGACGCACCUACACCCCCACGGUCCAUUGGCAGCUCCAGAAUUCCUCAUUCACAGGAAGCCAAGCGACAGCAGCCCUCGGGACAUUCAGGAUAUGGUGCCGACAAGAAACUGCCUUACAUUGAUCAGUGAUCUGGCCACGUUAUUAUGCAUUUGUUUUAUUUAAAUGGAAAUAGAAUUAUAGUAGUCUAGUAUAGGUUUUUUUAAUUGAGACUUCAGGCCUCAACACGAGAGACUCACUAUGCAGAUAUUCUGAUUCUGAGUUUUUUUCUUUGUGCAUUAUAUAUUUUGCAGCUAAAUAGCUCUAAAUUAUUAUUAUCAUUAUUUUCUAUACAAUAAAAUGUUAAUUGAAAUUGUGUUGUUAUUAUUUUGUAGUUAGAAGAAUAUUAAUUUUCUAUUUGCCCUUCUAUCACAGCCUGGCCAGACUGUAUCAGAAAAAAUGAACUUUGUGAAUUGAAUUAUCAUUGUAAGGCACUGUAUGAAUGCUACAAAGUCCUAAACUUCCUCGUUUCAAUAGGCUUUUACAAUUAAUAAAUAUAUGAUAUGUACACCACCAUUCAAAAGUUUGUGAUUGGUAAGAUUGGUUUUGAAAGGCUCUUGUGCUCACCAAGGCUGCAUUCAUUUAAUGGAAAGGGGGAAAAUCCCAGUCAAAACAGCAAUAUUGUAAAAUAUAGUUCAAGUUGAAGUUGAUCAAAAAAGUUCAUCAAAGUUUUCCUAAGACGUGAAUGCAUUUUAGUUUUAGGUUCUAGGAGUUUGAUGAAAGGUUUCAAACCGCCUUAAAUGUUGACUACUGUAUUUUAAAUGUCAUUUAUUUCUGUGCUGGCGAUUAAAAAUGGUUGUGAUAGACUUUUUAUAGGAUUCUUAAAAAAUUUAAAGUUAAAAAGAAAAACCCUAA